CUCAGGAGCGCCAUGGAGUGCAGAGCUGUUCCCAUUCUCCCCACCUACUCACAAGCCUGUGGUACUUCUAUGCCCCGGAAACCGUCCCUCUGCCGCACGCUCUUCGACUACGGACCUCUGAAUGAUCCGGUGAUCAUACUCAUCACGCUAGCCGUCGUAGUUGGAUCCUUUUGCCUGCUCAGCGGCUUCAUCCUGCUCUGCGUUGUGUCGAAAGCCUGGCAGGAUGAGACCUCCGAGGCCAUUCUUCUGAUGGCGAUUGGCUUCUUCAUCACGGCCUUGUCCUGCGUAUCGUGGAAGCUGACGCGAGCUCAGCGAAUCUCCCAAUUGGUGGAUGCCCUCGGCGGAGAUACCCAAACGCUUUAG
Messenger RNA from Drosophila teissieri, 363 nucleotides. RefSeq lists its product as uncharacterized. The coding region runs from base 13 to 363 and encodes 116 amino acids. Lineage: Eukaryota; Metazoa; Arthropoda; Insecta; Diptera; Drosophilidae. The transcript is spliced from 3 exons. The record is from RefSeq and is a predicted model, not a curated record.